Messenger RNA from Cotesia congregata, 521 nucleotides. The record is from the annotation of a GenBank genome assembly. Lineage: Eukaryota; Metazoa; Arthropoda; Insecta; Hymenoptera; Braconidae.
UCGGGCAAUACGCAGACGAAGUCAAAGAUAAACUAGAAGAUCUUGUCAACAAGAUCAACAAGAUUUUCGCCACAUGGAAUCUACGAAUGAAUCCGUCUAAGUGUGAAACCAUCGUCUUCCGUGUUCCUGCCAGAACAGUGACCAAGACCAAGAGGGUAAAAAUUGAGAACUUCACUAUCUGUACGUUCAACCCGGACACGAAAGCGCCAGUCACCAUCCCGACCAAAGGUAGUCUGAAGUCCAUCGACAAUAGUCUAAUCCAACGUCUCAGUGUAGUAAUCUCGGUCCAAGUGAAAGAAAACGCCCAGACAGGGUACCUCCAACCACAAGACUUCACAGUCCUUGACAGACAAGGCGUGAUUCAAGAUCAUUUCAAUAUGCCUGUUAUUUAUCAUAAAAGCAGACAUAUGAGUGACAAAAAAAUUCUCUGGUCAGAGAAUCAAAAUUACACUGAAUUAAAAUACUCCAAGGCCAUCCCAGACCUAGACAAAAACAACUUUUACCGGCUGGACAAAAAGUUC